CCAGAGAUAGUCAAAUCGGAUUCCUUAGGGAAGGGACACAAAUCACUCCCAUUUUAACAAGGGGAGCGACGCGGGAUCUGCAGCCACAAGGGUCUACCUCCUCUCCUUGAUUUUCCAUUUCUCAUUCAUUUGAUUUUAAGAGAAAGAUCAUUGGUGGGGAAAAAGAAAGAAGAAGAAGAAAAACUUGUCAGGGGAUGAUGACACUUGAUCUGGCCCCGGCUGUGAGCUGUAGUUGAUCCUAUUGUUUCUUAAAGUCACUCCUGAGCUUUUGUUUUAACUGAGUCUUUUUAAGCGGACACAGCAAAGUCUCAAGUGAGCUAAUAAUCUUCGUCUGCUCUUCCAUUCCUCACAUUUUAUUUCCGUUUUUCUCAUUUGUGAUGUUCUCGCACCAUACACCUAAACCUGGAUUCUGACAGACAUCGCUUCAUCCGAUAUUUCUUUUUGUACCGGUAUUUUUCAAAGAUUGACAAGUGAGCAGACUUACGGGCACUUGGACGGACUCUCCCCCGCAAGCGGAAAAACGCAAAUCGUUUACUGGCGAUCAGAAGGAACGGGGCCGGGGCGUAUAAGAACAGCCAGAAAGAGUGACAGGAAAGAGAAGCUGUGUUCAUGUUUGGGAUUCAAGAGAGCAUUCAAAGGAGUGGAAGUAGUAUGAAAGAGGAGCCCAUCGGAUCCGGAAUGAACGCGGUUCGGACAUGGAUGCAAGGAGCCGGGGUGCUAGAUGCAAACACGGCCGCUCAGAGCGGAGUUGGUCUUGCCCGCGCGCACUUCGAGAAGCAGCCGCCGUCGAACCUCCGAAAAUCCAACUUCUUUCACUUCGUUUUGGCGCUUUACGACCGACAAGGACAGCCUGUGGAAAUCGAAAGAACUUCUUUCGUUGGAUUUGUUGAAAAAGAACGGGAAUCCAACGGCGAAAAGACAAACAAUGGGAUCCACUACCGACUACAACUUCUGUACAGCAACGGUAUCAGGACAGAGCAAGAUUUCUAUGUGCGACUGAUCGACUCCAUGACCAAGCAGGCCAUUAUUUAUGAAGGUCAGGACAAGAACCCCGAAAUGUGCAGGGUGCUGCUGACGCACGAGAUCAUGUGCAGCCGCUGUUGUGACAAGAAAAGCUGUGGUAACCGGAACGAGACGCCCUCUGACCCCGUCAUCAUCGACAGGUUCUUCCUAAAGUUCUUCUUGAAAUGCAACCAGAACUGCCUGAAGAACGCAGGGAACCCGAGGGACAUGCGGCGCUUCCAGGUGGUGGUGUCCACUACGGUAAACGUGGAUGGUCACGUCCUGGCUGUGUCCGACAACAUGUUUGUGCACAACAACUCCAAGCACGGCCGGAGAGCACGCCGGCUUGACCCCUCGGAGGGGACGCCGUCGUACCUGGACCACGCAGCCACCCCCUGCAUCAAGGCCAUCAGUCCUAGCGAAGGGUGGACAACGGGAGGUGCCACCGUCAUCAUCAUCGGGGACAACUUCUUCGAUGGGCUGCAGGUCAUCUUCGGCACAAUGCUGGUCUGGAGUGAGCUGAUCACCCCCCACGCUAUCCGCGUGCAGACCCCGCCCCGGCACAUCCCCGGCGUGGUGGAGGUCACUCUCUCCUACAAGUCCAAACAGUUUUGCAAAGGCACCCCCGGGAGGUUCAUCUACACAGCCCUGAAUGAGCCCACCAUCGACUACGGCUUCCAGCGGCUGCAGAAGGUCAUCCCCAGGCACCCCGGCGACCCUGAGCGCUUACCCAAGGAAGUCAUCCUGAAGAGGGCAGCUGACCUAGUAGAAGCUCUGUACGGGAUGCCACACAACAACCAGGAGAUCAUCCUAAAGCGGGCAGCGGACAUCGCGGAGGCGCUCUACAACGUGCCGAGGAACCACAACCAGCUGCCGGGUCUGGCCAACAGCUCUGUCCAUGCCGGCAUGAUGGGGGUCAAUUCCUUCCCGGGCCAGCUGGCAGUCAACGUGUCCGAGACCACUCAAGCCGCUAACCAAGGCUUCAGCCGGAACACGAGCAGCGUCUCCCCCCACGGAUACGUGCCCAGCUCCACGCCCCAGCAGACCAGCUAUACCUCCGUCGCCACCAGCAUGAAUGGCUACGGUAACACGGGCAUGUCCACGCUGGGCGGCUCGCCCAACUUCCUCAACGGCUCCGCUGCCAACUCGCCCUAUGCCAUCGUGCCCUCCAGCCCCACCAUGGCCUCCUCCACCAGCCUGCCCUCCAACUGCAGCAGCUCUUCUGGAAUCUUCUCCUUCUCUCCUGCCAACAUGGUGUCUGCCGUCAAGCAGAAGAGCGCUUUCGCACCCGUGGUGCGGCCCCAGGCCUCGCCGCCGCCCACCUGCACUAGUGCCAACGGCAACGGCCUGCAAGAUCAAUCUUUCGUGGACUCUAGCAAGUACUCAACAGCCGGCUCGUUACAGGGCCUGGCCUUCUCCUGAACAGCGAUUCCUGGGAUGAUCGUCCCUCCGAUGUAGAAGAUUUGUGAACGGAGGCGGGGACACUGCAACGCCGUAGAUUCCGGCUCUCAAACCCAGGCAUCUCGACAGCUCUACAUGAGAAACGGGAACCGUAACUCAGGCCUUUAUUUAAAAACAAAAAAAAACAAGGAAUUAUAUUUGGUAAAAAAAAAAAAAAAAGAACGGGGGGAUAGCACUGCAACAAUGCGUUCACGUUUUAAAUUCGUAAAAAUUGCGUGGAUGCCUGUGAAGAAGCAGGGUGACAAGCCUCCCCGUGCAGGCGGACGGGAACCAUAUUUAUUUUGGAAAAAUCCGAUUUCUCCCUGUUGCUUUCUCGUUUAAGUUUUCAUUUAGUUUGAACGUUAUGCCUAUUUUUUAAGAAUUGUAAUACACGAGGGACUCUAUUUCGGUAUAUUUUAUUUAUAAUGUUUAAUUGAGGGAUGGAGUGGAAUGUGAGGCGUGUAGCUUUGUGACUGUGAGAUACGCUCAUUAGCGAAUUUCUUCGAUCAGGAAUGAAGACUGAAGUGGUUAAAGGCCCUCAGUAGGUCGCACUGCUCAGUCCUUCUGGAAAUGGGGAUUUCCGGGGUUGAGCCUCAGAAGGGCCUCUGGAGGGCGCUGUAGAUAGGGCUGACACACAGACACACAGGUCUCUACACCAGCUCUCUUACGCUUUACGCUCAUCUCACUGGCCGCUAUCAGGUCAAACACGGCCGUCACCUGAUCCUCGGAGCCAUUUACCCACAAUGCAAUGCUGAUCUCACAGUGUUGCGCUGGCAUGUUGGCCCCGGCACCCCCAGGGUUUUCUCUGUGUGUAUUGCGGCUUUUGGGGAGGGGGGGGGCAGUGUUUGCCAUAAAUUAACAAAGCCCUUUAUUUUUAACAUUCGCUAUUAUAUCAGUUAAGAAGGAAAAAUGCAAUUAACAGGUUGUCAACAUUAUAUGUUGGCUUUACAAAUGAAAGGUUUUAUAUUUUGAGUAGCCCUGCGGACAGAUCCUGCUCUACAUGAGGCUAUUUAGGGGAGAUUUUGUUUCUUUUUCAUUUCGUAACGAGACUGUGAUCUUCAUAGUUGGCCUUCUGUGCUUUCUUGCCUCCUAACAAGAACAAACGUUGAGGAAGCGAAAGGAGAGAGAUCCCUCGGGGAAAGUGCAUGAAGAAACGAAGGAAAAAGACUUAUUUUUCGGUGAUCAUGAAGGAGCACUGUUACGUAACACGAGGUCUUUCGACUUUGUCCUUUCUUUUCUUAUCCAGCACUAAUAAUCUGCUCAACAAAAGUGUCAAAGACCCCCAAAAAAUCGGUCGGAUCAUUUCAAUCGUUUAUGUUCUAUAAUUUGUGUAUAUAGCAAUACAUGUUUGUUUUUGUGGUUAGAUUUUUUUUCUUUUGCCAAAGCCAUUGUUUUUAAAUAUAUUUAUACAUUAAAAUGUCUUAAGGCAGCUUCAGGAUAUGUUUACCAACUGCUAACUUGCAAAUGAUAAAAACAGAGAGGAUGUGGAAUUUCUGGAUACAUUAAGGAGUUUUCUGUAAAAUAUCCAUAUAAAUAAUGUAUUUAUCUCUGGAAGUUGUGCAUCGCCUCUCUCCCCACGUUGAUUUCUUUGCUCUGUGAUGAAGUGCUGACCUCCUUACUUUACUUGGCAUCUGGCUCUUUCAGUGUGACAUUGAUUUCUCUCAUUUAGCCUCUCGUUUCUCAUUCAUUUUGUACCGUUUUAAGGCUGUGCUUCCAUUGUUUUUUAUUUCCGCACAUGAAAAGCCAUUGUCUAUUUUUGUAUUAUUUGUAAGUUAAUGAAGAGUUUUUUUUUCUUUUUUGGAGUUUUCUUAAUGUAUGGCAAAAGAGUAGCAUCUUAUUCUGAUAGUAUUUAGUUAUGUAGAUUUUAAAAUAUGAAUAUAUGAAUAUCUAUCUUUUUCUUUUUGCUCUGUGAGGCUGUCAGGAGCUCAUACUGUUUUGAAUUGAUAAUAUGCAUGGCUCUUUAAUAUGAGAGUGACAGUUGCAUUCUGUGCGUUGAAACUAGGAAGCCCGUUCUGAGGAAACGCUCUUGAAAAUACUUUCUUUUGGGGAUUUUGCCUUCUGUUCUCGCUGUCACCCUCCCUUGGUUAUUGAAACCUGAUUCCUACAUUUCUGUUUUUUCUCACUAUUACAUGAACCAGCAGUUCAGAUGCCUUAACAAUGCAAACCCAUUAGCACCACUGUCGAGCUCCUGAGAAGUUUUUAUUUUGAAAAAAAGGGGGGGGGGGCUGGGCUUGGGGGGACACGGAUUGAGAUGUUUUCAUGAUCCAGAUUGAUGUUUACCGGCACUCGUUAUUCCUCAUGGCCCAACAAGAGAGACCCUGUCGAUCGAUGCACUUGGUGGGG
Molecule: messenger RNA, 4785 nt
Organism: Paramormyrops kingsleyae
Lineage: Eukaryota; Metazoa; Chordata; Actinopteri; Osteoglossiformes; Mormyridae
Gene: ebf1a
Product: EBF transcription factor 1a
Biological process (GO): regulation of DNA-templated transcription
Molecular function (GO): DNA-binding transcription factor activity; DNA binding
Source: RefSeq, a predicted model, not a curated record